This is a messenger RNA of Haliotis rufescens (red abalone), 2791 nucleotides long. RefSeq lists its product as uncharacterized. Gene Ontology annotation, molecular function: antiporter activity. NCBI's taxonomy places the organism in Eukaryota, Metazoa, Mollusca, Gastropoda, Lepetellida, Haliotidae. Gene Ontology annotation, cellular component: Golgi apparatus. The record is from RefSeq and is a predicted model, not a curated record. Bases 482 to 2791 code for a protein of 769 amino acids. The transcript is spliced from 4 exons.
GCAGAGAUAUCGAAUAUUUCAUAUAAGAUAGUAACUCGACAAAGUACAACGAAGACCAAGGCGUGGUUUAUUCGAUGAUAAAACAUUGUUCUAUCAUGACGUCGUUUCUGUACAUUCGAAAAAGCGCACGCGACCUGAUGACGUAAAUUCUAGAGGGUAGUGAGUUGUUCCCUUUAGAUGCAGCUGGGCAACGCAAAUAAACGCAAUGGCCGAACGAUCGCACCCAGCAGUGGGCGAGAUAUGGCAAUCGGUUUGGGGAGAAAAGGAACAGAUAAUCAACGAGAAAAUUGAGAAUAUUCAUGAAAUACCAAAGUAAGCUCCCCUGUUCGUAAAUUGGACUUGUGAUCGGAUUGUAUUCAGGGACUCAUCAUUAUUUCAAUACGGGCAUUCGGACCGCUAAUCGUCACACGGGUUUUGCAUCAGUAACAGAGUGGAACGUUUUGUUAUUCUUGUGGAUGCUAGACACAGAAACAACGCCACGAUGAAUCGCCAGGAACACACAGUUCUUUGUCUUUCGAGUGUCUUUGUCAACCUCCUCAUCUUCCUUACGUGGACAGUGACAGCAUUCAUUUGUCAUCAAUCGGCCGCCAUGUAUCUCCGUCUGUCCCCUGGCCCUGUACCUGGCGUCCUCACUGUCUCAAUGAUUCAAGUGAUUGUAUGCGUCAGUGUGUUCAAGGUUCGGCUGAAAACAGCGUCUCACGACAGCACUCACUCACUCCUGGUUGUAUGUUAUCACGUGGUAGCAACAUUUCUAACCAAUGACAGCCUUGCACUCAUUCCAGCAUCAUCAGCUUUCGCCAUCAGAAUGCUAGAGCCAAUCACAAGCGCCGUCAUUCAGUGUGCAAUACAGCAAUACCGUCCAGAUUCGACUAUGAUUGUCAGCUUAGUCACCGUUGGACUAGGUGGUUUAAUGUUCAUUGUUGACCCCCUUCAAGAUGGCGUGCAAUUUGGAGCUGUGUUAAUCGUACUGAUGUCAAAUGUCGCACUAGGAUUCAGAAACAUAUUCCUGAAGAACGGUUUUAUCCAAGGUUGCAUAAUAAUUCCACGGAGUUCGAAACGUACAGCGACAGUAAUUGUUGUCACAGUGCUUUGUGUUGGUAUAUCAAUGCUCAUUUGCCAUCAGGAUGUUUUACUAAAACCACUUCUCUUAACUACAACUGCCAUCUCUCACUCUCUGUAUUCCUACUUGUCCGUUGCCAUGGUGCUGAAGAGAGUCUCUGUUGUAUCCCACGCCGUCAUCAACAUCUUCAAACGUGUUACCGUCGUGUUGUUGCUGUGUGUGGCUGGACAAAGACAUGUGACAACAUUCAACCUGAUAGGUCUGGCAACAGCAUCCCUGGGCCUAGCUGUGUAUUCCUUCAGAGGGAGAGCUCAGGAUAUCACAGGCAAAAACAUAAAGUUCGCUUGUCAACAAAACCUUACCUAUGUGGUUACAGUAGUGACAUGUCUUUUGUUGAUCGUCCAAGUUGGAACCCCUUUGUCUCCAACAAUUCUGGUUGAUGGGUCAAUAAACAAUGCACAUGUGCGAAAUGAGGCCAGCGCGUUUGACGUGUUUCAACAUUGGAUUACCUCCCGAGUAAAUGUCGUACAGAAUACCCCGCUGGAAUCAAAGGGGACACAACAACAUACUCUACUUACAAACCGACUUCAUAUCGGUAACGCUAGCGAUAACAGACGCCAUUUGCAUGUCUCCAAUUGGAACUCGAUUCAACUGGAUAUGGAUUGGAACAGCAAUAUUUACAAACAUGUUUCAUCAAUGUCAACAUUCGAGGACGUCAUAAGAAAGAGUCGAGAUAUUCAAAUAGACUUAUUUCGUCGUCUCAUUGGGCGCUAUGAUUACGUUGUGUUGACCGAUCUGGCAGUACAUGAGAAUAAAGGGGAUGCCUCUAUCAGUGCUGGGGAGCUGCUUCUGAUGAAGGAGCUCGGUAAAGAAGUCAUCUUCUACUGCAGCACAUAUGCUUGUAGUGAUAUGAACCUAAUGGCUGGAAGAGGCAAGGCUAUACUGUACGGCGUCCAGAAUGUUGCUGUGUUAUGCCACGGCGGAGGGAAUAUGAUCGCCUAUAAAGAAUCGGAUGUCCUGAGGGGUAGAGUGUUUGAAAUAUUUCAUGGUUUUGAUAUAUUUGUAAUGCCACAGAGUAUAUGGAUUAAUCCGAGACAUCUUGACAGAACUCACAUCGGCGACACUGAGAAGGUGUAUGCGAGACACCCUAACGUGACACUGCUUUUGAGGGACGUUGUCUCGUUGAGACUUGCUGCGAAGCAUUUCCCACGAACUAGGCGCCUUCUUGUGCCGGAUUCUGCUUUUCAGAUUGGAUCAGUGGCCAGAUACCUGCAGCCUUCCUAUGACAUUCUGUGGAUGGCACGUAAUGACAUAGAGUCCGCUCAUUACAGAAUUCCCGAAUUCCCAUCAAACGUAUCAGUCACAGUCGGAGACUGGAGAACGUGGAUGACAGCUAAAGGGUCGAAAUCCACCGAAAAUAUGUUCCUUGUUGCUGUGAAUGGAUUCACGUUUCUUCAGCGCGGUCGGGUAGUGGUCACUGAUCGUCUGCAUGGACACAUCAUGUCCACUCUCCUGCACGUGCCUCACGUGUUGCUGGACACUGUUGAUGGGAAGGUGGCUAAGUACCACAACACGUGGACACGUGGCCUUGAAGGGAAGACGGUGUUAACAGCAACGUCAGCAAUCGAUGCCCUGCACAAAGCCAUGUGUCUGCUUAAAAAGUUUGCAAAUGUUUUGCCAGCGAUUGACCCAAUCAUGAAUGUAAAGGAAACAAUCGUUAAGAUAAAAUAA